AUGCCUGUACAAAUCUUGGUCAUCAUCUCCUUUUACAUCUUAUCUUUGGCGGAAUGGACAUCCGCUAAGAUUGUCCGAGCGGGUAUCAUUGGUCAGAUUGCAGUUGGCAUUGUGUAUGGGAAACCUCUCGCCGAUAUUCUCGAAGACGAUUGGGAGACAACAUUUCUUGUCCUUGGAUAUGUUGGCCUGACCUCAUUAUAUUUGAAGACAAACCUGGUGCUGAGCAUUUUCGGUGCUGCCACGGGCGUCUGCUUUCCCAUAGGCCUAUCUUACAUCCUUCUUUAUCUUGGAUUCGGAUAUGGUGCUGUCGAAACUUUUAUUAUCGGGGCAACCCUAUCAGCCACAUCGUUAGGCACCACAGUCGCGGUCAUUUCUUCAGCUUCCGGUACUGUAGAUCUCGCCCAGACACGAGUUGGCUCCGUUUUGGUUAGCGCAGCUGUUAUCGACGACGUUGUCGGGCUCGUUAUGGCUAGCGUCAUCGGGAAAUUGGGUCCGCUUGAGGGCGGCAACGAUGUGAAUCUCGGGUGGCUUAUUGGACGUCCAAUUGUGGCGUCAAUUGCGAUGGCAAUUGUAACUCCUAUUAUGACAAAGUUCUUUUUCGCCCCGAUCUUCCGGCGGUACAUUGAGAACUAUUUUGCGCGAUAUGAUCAUAUAUCUAAUAUUAUACUGAUGAUAUUAUCUCUGUCUCUGUUUAUUAGUAUCGCAGCAUACACCGGCACAUCAGUUCUCUUUGGUGCAUUUUUAGCCGGGACUUUUCUUACAUACAUACCGAGCAAGCACCCAGAGGGACCCUUUGUCGUGAUGAGCCGCGAAGAAGGAGAGCAAUUCGCAGAUAAGAGCCCUACCUUUGUGCACACUUUCGAGAGAUACCUCAUGGAUGUUCAGAAGUAUCUUAUGGAGCCUUUAUUCUUCGCAAGUAUCGGGUUUGCCAUCCCCUUUGUGCAGCUCUGGACGGGUAAACGGAUAUGGAGAGGCGUCGUCUUUACGCUUCUCAUGGUCUUAUCGUCGGGUAUCGUUGGGGUAUGGCUACCACUGUGGACCUGGAGCCCUUUUAGUUCGCUAUUCCUGCGAAAGAAAGCCCUUAGCUCGGAGAAGAGCAGUGCUGAGGAAGAGAAUCAUACUUCCGGAGGUAGUGGGAGAAAGAGGAGAAACGCGGGAACAAUCUGGCUUUCGGCAUUGUUGUUGGGCUCCGCCAUGGUAGCACGGGGAGAAAUUGGACUGUUAAUUGUAGAGAUUGGUUACAACGAGACAGCAUAUGUCAGUGAGGACGGUUUUAUCACAGCGGUCUGGGCAAUCUUGCUCAAUACCAUUCUUGGUCCUGCCGCAGUGGGUAUUAUUAUCAAACUCUACGGCAAGCGUAUAGGGAACAGCGAAUGGGGUUUGCAAAAUCCCGUGGCACCGGGCGAGAGAUCACACAUUGGCUCUCGAGUUGCAUCAUCAGCAUGA
Aspergillus welwitschiae is the source of this 1446-nucleotide messenger RNA. RefSeq names its product cation:proton antiporter. Gene Ontology annotation, molecular function: antiporter activity. The record is from RefSeq and is a predicted model, not a curated record. Lineage: Eukaryota; Fungi; Ascomycota; Eurotiomycetes; Eurotiales; Aspergillaceae. The transcript has 7 exons. Gene Ontology annotation, cellular component: membrane. Bases 1 to 1446 code for a protein of 481 amino acids. Gene Ontology annotation, biological process: proton transmembrane transport.